This is a messenger RNA of Oreochromis niloticus (Nile tilapia), 3507 nucleotides long. RefSeq names its product ladderlectin. The record is from RefSeq and is a predicted model, not a curated record. The coding region runs from base 2159 to 2779 and encodes 206 amino acids. The transcript is spliced from 7 exons. Lineage: Eukaryota; Metazoa; Chordata; Actinopteri; Cichliformes; Cichlidae.
AAAGCUUGCAGACUAUUAAGGAUCAAACCUCUACCAAUCUACACCUAAUUAUAAAACUCUAAGAAUAUAUGAGUAAAUAUUUCUAAGCAUAAAUGACAAUCACAAUACAAAUCUAACAUUAACAUUACUCUGUCAACAGCCUAUUUGUAAAUUAUCGAGCUAACAGAGCUAUGUAAACAGAACGAACAUGAGAGACCCGACUGCAGACGUCAGUAAUGCAGCGUAAUGGAAUAAUGUCCCGAUCUUCGCUAAAGUUAUAAACUGCCUCCAGAACCCAGUUAAGGUACAAAAAAAUCCUAUUCAACAAAAAAUCGUGAUGCUGUUCAGUCUUUUUUUUUUUCCGCUCAGCCGAGCCUUCUUUGUUGCUGUGUGCAGCAGCCCGUGUCAGUCACCUCUGUCACACGUCACUCACUUAUCCAGUCAUGCACAGUGGUCUCAUAAAGAAACAGCUUUUUGAUAUAAAGCUUUUGUUGUUCCCAAAUACAAAUAUUUUUUAAAGUAUUUGUUCGAAAUAAGUAUUUGUAAAAAACACGUUAUUCGUGCCUUUCCGAAUACCGUAUUCGGGUUCAGCUCCACCCCUAAUAUCUCUCUCUCUCUCUCUCUCUCUCUAUAUAUAUAUAUAUGUAUGUAUGUAUGUAUGUAUAUAUAUAUAUAUAUAAAGGCGCUAUAUAAAUACAGGCCAUUUACCAUUUACCAUAUUUAUACACACGUGUGUGUGUGUGUGUGUGUGUGUGUAUGACAACAUGCCAUUAUCUGAUGAAUCAUGAUAAAUUACCUACUUUUGCCAGCUAUAAAAAACUGGUCACAUUCUUUUCAGUCAUAAAAUCUCAUGUUUGCUUCCUGGGGUUUGCUGUAAUCCCUCAUACUCAUUAACUUACUGCACUUUGAGUAACUGCCCCUGCUGUUUUAGUCAGUGUUAAGUGCCAAGAAUAUUUUUCUUUGUUUCUGUUCUUUAAGGUAAUGAUUAAUCAGAUAUCUGGAAGUGAAGUUUUGACUGAAGUGUAGAUUUCAGCUUUAAUUCAAACAAUUUAAGUCUUUAUCCUUCCGUCCAUUAAUUCUCUUCUGCUUUUCCAAUUCAGGGUUGCAGGGGUCACCAGCCUGUUGCAGGGCUAACACAUACAGACAGACAGCCAUUAACAAUUUAGAAUCACCAAUUAACUUAAUUCCACUACGUCCGUAUCUUUGGACUGUGGGAGGAAGCAUGAGUAUAUGGAGAGAACCCAUGUAGCCACCAGCCAGAUCAUGGAUUCAAAUCCAGGGCUUUCUUGCUGUGAGGCAACAGUUAAAUUAAGGCCACCAUGCCAUCCUGAAUUUAACUAAAUAUAAUGAAAUAAUAAAUUAAUUGUUUUGAUGUGUGUAUGGGCUCAUUGUCAUAUUGGAACAUCCACUUGCGUCCAAUUUUUAACCAUCUAGCUGUUGAUUAGAGAUAAUGUUUAAGAAUUUGGAGGUAGUCCUCCUUCCUCGUUCCAUCCACUUUGUGCAGUGUACCAGUACCACUGGCAACAACAGCCUCAGAGCAUGAUGUUACCUGUUUGCUGCCAUCAAUGUGCUUGACAACUGUUACAGUGUUCUUAAGUUUGAAAGUCCCACAUUUACAGGGAGCAGCUGGAGAGGCUUUCAGAUCCAUGUCUGAAGAUCAUCGCCAGCGGUUCCGUAGAGACUAAAUUGUAAAAAUUGUUUUUUUCUCCAAAUAUUUGUUGCCUUUGCUAGGCAUUAAUUUUCCUACACAUCCAUAAUGAUUCCAGAAAAUCACUUCCUUAAUUCAGUCUAAGCAGUAAGAUACAAGGAAACUAGCCAUGCACAAGACUCAUUAAAGGUUUGCUGGGAAAUUCCACUACUUUGGGAAAACACUUCCGGCAAUUGGGUGCUGACACACAAGGUGAAGUAUGUCCAUAUAUAAACAGCACUGAACACCACUGCUUCAGGCAUUUCUCAACUCAAAGAAGCUUAACAUUUACCUUGCCGCUGCUGCUGGAUCUUUCAGUAAGUCAUACUUGAGCGCUGUCUAUCUCUUUCUUCUGCAUUUUAUAACUCUAGUCUGGUUAAUGGUUUGACCCUGUUUGCCUGGGUUCUAUGUAAAAUUCUUGCACAAUCCUCCAGUAAGCACAGUAAGCAUAUAUGUAUUUACAGAAAAGUGCAAUCAUGUGUGAGCAUUGACAUGGAAAAUCUGCUUCUCAUGUUUAUCCAGUUGUUAGCUGAAGACUCUGAAGACACCAUGAAGACUCUACUUAUCAUCUCUGGCAUCAUCUGUGCUCUUCUGUCUAUCAGGGCUGCAACAAUACCUCCAGCUAUGGCUGCUGCAGGACACCAAGACAGACAUGCACCAAAAUCAGAGGAGAAUAGUGACACUGCUGUUGCUCCUGGCAGUGCAGCUCUUCAACCCCAAGCUCGGUUUGGUUUCUGCCCCAAUGGUUGGCUUAGUUAUGGCGCUAGCUGCUACUACUUAUCCAAUAUUCCUGAGACCUGGGGAAAUGCUGAGAGGUUCUGUGCUGAUUUUCAGAGCAGUCUGGCCUCUGUCCACAGUAUCUGGGAGCAUAAUUUCCUCCAACGUAUGGUCCAGACUGGUGGUCACUCCUUUGCCUGGCUUGGAGGUUACUACUUUGAGCGCGAUUGGCGAUGGGAAGAUGGCUCAUUGUUUGACUUCCACAAUGGCGAACUCAUAAGCAAUACUGAUAGAUACCAAUGCCUGCAGCUUAACACUCAAGCAUCUUCAGGCUGGUCCAAUCAUGGGUGCAACAUGCUCUUCCCAUUUGUAUGUCAGCGGAGGUUAAGCUGUUAGUUGCUGCAGUGUAAGCAAAGUCACUGCAGACACUAAACCUGCCUGUUGUAUGCCAUAGGAAAUGUCACUGUCAUGAGCAAAUAUGCUGAAACCAAAUCAUGCAGAUGCAAUGGACAUGUAAAACAAAUGAUAACAGUGUACUCAGUUCUUUAUAUGUUUUUCACUUUAAAGAUCUGGAAUGUCACUUGUUCAUGUGAUUGUGUUUGAAUGUGUCUGAGUGUAAGGAAUGGUGUCUACUCGAUAUAAGUGGUAAGAUAUCAAAAGUUGUGGCACUUAUAAUAAAGCUGAAGGCAGUUUUGUAUGUUGUCCUAGGCAAACCUACCUUGGUCUCAAGUGCAAGAAAUCAAGUUAAAAAACAAGUAUCAGACACCUCGGACAUGUACAUACAAGUUUAUAUAGUCAGGAUUAUUGUUCUUAAUAUACUCAAUAUCACUGUCAAAGAACUUAUUAUAAAUUCAGUUCCACUAGACAUCUUAAUAAGUAACAUAUUCAUAGUCAAAUAAAUGGUUAAUUUCAGGAUGUUCCUGUACUAUUAGAAAUUACUACUAACUCUAAUUUUUCAAUGCAUAUAUGAAUAUGGACUAGAGAACCUUAUGUUUUCCAAAUGCUAAUUGUUCAUCUGCUUGUAAGCUUGUUAUGGGCACCUGGACACAAACACAGAGCACAGAAGCAAGGGUGAUAUGCUGGACUGAACAUCAGUUGAGAGACAUUAAAAACAUGAAUUAUCA